Molecule: messenger RNA, 267 nt
Organism: Rotaria sp. Silwood2
Lineage: Eukaryota; Metazoa; Rotifera; Eurotatoria; Philodinida; Philodinidae
Source: the annotation of a GenBank genome assembly
AUGCAAACCACCAUCAAACAACAACGUUCAAGUUCACCGUCUAAAUCAUCGGCUACAAUUCCAUCUCAACUACAAUCAAAACAAGAAUCAAAAGAAAAACAGCACGUUUUCAAAAAACGAGAUAGAACAACAUCGCUAAUGGCAUUACAAACACUAGCUAAAAAAAUAGCUAUCUAUAAACAAAAAUAUGGUGAUAUCGAAAUACGGCAUUCAUCAAUAUUAACACCAGCUGAAUCACACAAAGUACAAACGCAACGUAAAAAAUAA